AUGACGCCCAAGUUACUCGUUGAUGAAGGGCAGUUGUUUCAUGACAUUCACUUGUAUAGAAGUAUUGUUGGUGGAUUACAGUAUGGUAGGAUGACAAGACCGGACAUAGCUUUUGUGGUUAAUAAAGUUAGCCAAUAUAUGAAUUGUCCUAGGGAUGCGCAUUGGAAAGCUGUCAAAUAUAAUCUUAGGUAUUUAAGCGGUACUGUUGAUUAUGAUUUAGUGUAUCAUUCUUUUGAAAUAGUUGAUCUUGUUUGCUAUUCGGAUGAGGGUCGGGUAGCGUCGAUUGAAAAUAGACGCUCAAGUAUUAGUUACUGCAUUUUUCUCGGGGGCUACCUAGUAGCUUGGUGUUCGAAGAAGCAAAGUGUGGUGUCAAGGUCAACUUGUGAAGCCGAAAUAGGAGUGUUGCUAACACAGUCUCUGAAUUGGUCGAGUUGGAGCAACUUUUGGCUGAGAUUGGUGUGUCUAUUGUAG
Hibiscus syriacus is the source of this 471-nucleotide messenger RNA. RefSeq lists its product as uncharacterized. The record is from RefSeq and is a predicted model, not a curated record. The transcript has a single exon. Bases 1 to 471 code for a protein of 156 amino acids. NCBI's taxonomy places the organism in Eukaryota, Viridiplantae, Streptophyta, Magnoliopsida, Malvales, Malvaceae.